Molecule: messenger RNA, 1081 nt
Organism: Sitophilus oryzae (rice weevil)
Lineage: Eukaryota; Metazoa; Arthropoda; Insecta; Coleoptera; Curculionidae
Gene: RpII33
Product: DNA-directed RNA polymerase II subunit RPB3
Exons: 4
Coding region: 211-1038 (275 amino acids)
Biological process (GO): DNA-templated transcription
Cellular component (GO): RNA polymerase II, core complex
Molecular function (GO): DNA binding; DNA-directed RNA polymerase activity; protein dimerization activity
Source: RefSeq, a predicted model, not a curated record
AUCUAUAACCAAAAUACCCAACAGAGGUUUGAGGUUAUUUAAAAUUUAUUUUUUUAUGGUUUCUUAGUUUUGUGGUUGCUGUUGGUGUUUGAUGGUUGUUUGCUGUUAUAGGUGAAAUAAUUCAUUUUUUUCAUAAUAUUUGAAAGUCUUUCCUACCAUAUAUUUCCACGGUGAUUUUAUUAUAUAUUUCUAAAAAGUGAAACUUUCAUAAUGCCCUACGCUAAUCAACCAUCUGUUCAUAUUACUGAUUUAACUGAUGAGAACGUUAAGUUUUAUAUUGAAGACACCGACUUGAGCGUUGCCAAUAGUAUUCGCCGUGUUCUUAUUGCGGAAACACCAACAUUGGCUAUUGACUGGGUAAAAUUAGAAGCAAAUUCAACAGUACUCAGUGAUGAAUUUUUAGCUCAUAGAAUAGGACUUAUUCCGCUUAUAUCUGACGAAGUGGUCCAGCGAUUACAGUAUCCUCGAGACUGCAUUUGUACAGAUUUUUGUCAAGAGUGCAGUGUCGAAUUUACCUUAGAUGUAAAAUGUACUGAUGAUCAAACUAGACACGUUACAACGGCAGAUCUGAAGUCUAGUGAUCCAAGAGUUAUUCCUGCAACAUCUAAACAUCGAGAUGAUGAAUCUUCAGAAUACGGAGAGACUGACGAAAUAUUAAUUAUAAAAUUGCGUAAGGGACAGGAAUUGAAAGUGAAAGCUUAUGCAAAGAAGGGUUUUGGCAAGGAACAUGCGAAAUGGAAUCCAACAUGCGGAGUGGCGUUUGAAUAUGAUCCCGAUAAUGCUAUGAGGCAUACACUAUAUCCAAAACCAGACGAAUGGCCCAAAAGUGAAUAUAGUGAACUUGAUGAUGAUCAAUAUGAAGCACCUUUUAACUGGGAAUUAAAGCCUAACAAAUUUUUUUAUAAUGUUGAAGCUGCUGGUCAACUUCGCCCAGAAAAUAUAGUUAUUAUGGGAGUAGCUAUGUUAAAAGAAAAAUUAUCUAAUCUUCAGACACAGUUAAGUCACGAAUUGCAAAACGAUGCUUUAGCUAUAGCAUAAAUAUUUGUAUUGUAAGUUUUUUUAAUAAACAUUUUUAAUCACU